Messenger RNA from Dromiciops gliroides (monito del monte), 1056 nucleotides. RefSeq names its product zinc finger protein 397-like. The record is from RefSeq and is a predicted model, not a curated record. The coding region runs from base 1 to 1056 and encodes 351 amino acids. Gene Ontology annotation, biological process: regulation of cytokine production; negative regulation of transcription by RNA polymerase II; regulation of immune system process. The transcript has 4 exons. Lineage: Eukaryota; Metazoa; Chordata; Mammalia; Microbiotheria; Microbiotheriidae.
AUGGCUGGAAGAACCAGGAAGCCUGUAGGACCGACAUAUCAUUGUGAAGAAGAAGGGGAGUCCUGCAGGACAGAGCUGGCAGACCUGGAUCUCCUGUUGAGGACAGUUGGAGUCAAAGAGCCAGGUCAGCCUGCAGACCACCGAAGCCCAUUCCAAGGAGAGAGCCCGGAACCAGAGAGGAUGGCCCCAGGGACCCAGAGACCCUCAUCCCAGGAGUUGGUGACAUUCAAGGAUGUGGUUGUGGAUUUCACCAAGGAGGAGUGGUGCCUGUUGGACCGUUCUCAAAAAGAACUAUACAAGGAGGUCAUGCUGGAGAAUGUGCAGAACCUGCUCUUCCUUGAUCUUGAUAGACCUCAGAAUAUUCCUACUGGAGAGAAGUUUUAUAAAUGUAAUGAAUAUGGGAAGGCUGUCCGCUACCAAUCACUACUUAUUGGCCAUCAGAAAAUUCAGAGUGGAAAGAAGCCUUAUGAAUGUAAUCAGUGUGGAAAAAUUUUCAUGAAGAAAUACAAUCUUGGUUUACAUCAGAGAAUCCACACUAGAGAGAAACCAUGCAAAUGUAAUCAGUGUGAAAAAGUUUUUAGAUGCAGCUCUCAUCUUGCUGCACAUCAAAGAAUCCACAAAGGAGAGAAGCCUUAUGAAUGCAAUCAGUGUGGAAAGGCUUUCACAGAGACCUCCAAUCUCACUACACAUCAGAGAACCCACACUGGAGAGAAACCUUUUGAAUGUAAUCAAUGUGAAAAGACUUUUGCACAGAGAUCCCAUCUUGCUAAACAUCAGAAAAUCCACACAGGAGAGAAGCCUUAUGAAUGUAAUCAAUGUGGAAAGGCUUUCACACAGAAUUCCAGUCUUGCUAAACAUCAGCGAAUACACAAUGGAGAGAAACCUUUUAAAUGUAAUCAUUGUGGAAAGUCUUUCACACAGAGCCCCCAUCUUGUUGCACAUCAGAAAAUCCACACUGGAGAGAAGCCUUAUGGAUGUAAUCGAUGUGGAAAGACUUUCAGAUUCAGCUCCAGUCUUGCUAGACAUCAGAGAAUUCACACUGGAGAGAAACUCUAG